AUGAUGGAAACGUCGGACGCGCUGCCCACCAGCAGCAGCACUGCCACCACUACUACUACCGCGACAUCCACAUCUGCGGCAAACGUCAUUGCGUCGAACGUCAAGUCGUCGCUGCAAAUCGCGCUGCAUCCGCUCGUCAUUCUGAACAUUUCAGACCACUGGACGCGCACCCGCGCACAGCACAGCGUCGCCAACCCAUCAGUGUUUGGUGCCCUCAUUGGCACCCAGAAUGGCCGCAACUUUGAAAUCUUCAACUCGUUCGAGCUGGUCGUCCGCAACGAGCCAACGGGAUCCGGCGCGGGCCCCGAAGCCAUGCAGACGGACAACGACAGCAGCAGCAGCAGCAGCAGUGCUGCACCGACCUCUUCCGAGUGGGUGGUCGACGUCGAGUACUUUCGACGAAAACAAGAGCAAUUCAAAAAGGUCUUUGCCAACUACGAUUUCCUUGGGUGGUACUCGACUUCCAAGUCGGUCUGCGAGCUCGGCAACGAGACCCCGCUGUACCUCCAGCUCAACCCCGCGGGCACGGCGACGGCGAAAGACGUUCCUGUCUCCAUCUUCGAGUCGGUCAUUGAUAUGGUGAACGGUCAACCCCAGAUGCUCUUCAUUCCCGUGUCGUAUCGCGUGGAAAGCGGCGAGGCAGAGCGCAUCUCUGUUGAUCACGUUGCCAAGUCUUCUGGCGGCGACACUCCGAACGUCUCCAGCGUCUCCGCUCAGUUGGGCGUUCAACACAGCGCAAUUCAAAUGCUGUACCAACGAAUCGACGUCAUCCGAAACUUCUUGGUCGCGGUGCAGCAAGGUUCUGUGGAGGCAGAUCCUGCAUUGCUUCGCGAAAUUGCAUCGCUGUGCAAUCGCCUCCCCAAUUUGGAUUCGCCCGACUUGGCCGAAGAGCGUUUGCGGGAGUGCACGGACGUCAUGCUCAUUUCCUAUCUCGGAUCCGUGACAAAGGGCUGCCAGGCUCUCAACAGCGGCCCUCGAAAAAGUUUGCAGUCCUACCAGACGGGCUCUCAAAGGUGGCAGCGGCAGGCGGCUCUGCCUCGCUGA
Capsaspora owczarzaki ATCC 30864 is the source of this 1044-nucleotide messenger RNA. RefSeq names its product Mov34/MPN/PAD-1 family protein. Lineage: Eukaryota; Filasterea; Ministeriida; Capsasporidae. The coding region runs from base 1 to 1044 and encodes 347 amino acids. The record is from RefSeq and is a predicted model, not a curated record. Gene Ontology annotation, molecular function: metallopeptidase activity; protein binding. The transcript is spliced from 7 exons. Gene Ontology annotation, cellular component: COP9 signalosome. Gene Ontology annotation, biological process: protein deneddylation.